CGGAGCUCCUCCCACCCCCCCGGCCUGCAGACAACAUGAAUGAUGAUGACCACCACUAUGAAGGCUCCCUGUUCCCCACCUCCAUCCUCAUCCCUGUUACCAUCAUCUGUAUCCUCCUCUUCCUGGUCGGUGUGUUGGGAAACACCAUGACUAUCCUCAUCAUCCAGCGCUUCAAGGAUAUGAAGACCACCACCAACCUGUACCUGUCCUCCAUGGCUGUGUCCGACCUCCUCAUCUUCCUCUGCCUGCCCUUUGACCUCUACCGCCUGUGGAAGUACGUCCCCUGGGUGUUUGGGGAGGUGGUGUGUCAUCUGUUCCACUAUGUCAAUGAAGGCUGUACGUACGCCACCAUCCUCCACAUCACCGCGCUCAGCAUGGAGCGAUACCUGGCCAUCUGUUUCCCCCUCAGAGCUAAAGUCGUGGUGACCAAACGCAGGGUCCAGUACAUCAUUAUGGCUCUAUGGACCUUUGCUCUGCUCUCUGCUUCCCCCAUGCUGUUUCUGGUGGGGGUGGAGUAUGACAACGAAACGUACCCGGACUACAGUACAAGACAGUGUAAACACACGAACUACGCCAUCAGGUCAGGGCAGCUGCACACAAUGAUCUGGGUGUCCACGACGUAUUUCUUCUGCCCCAUGUUCUGCCUGGUUUUCCUGUACGGCUCCAUUGGACGGAAGCUGUGGAAGAGUAAGAACGACCUGCAGGGUCCCAAUGCCGUGGCCCGGGAGAGGUCGCAUAGACAGACCGUCAAAAUACUGGUGGUAGUAGUCCUGGCGUUUGUGAUCUGUUGGUUGCCGUACCACAUUGGACGUAACCUGUUUGCCCAGGUGGAUGACUAUGAUGAGGCUAAACUGAGCCAGGACUUCAACAUAGGCUCCAUGGUCCUCUGUUACCUCAGCGCCUCCAUCAACCCUGUCCUCUAUAACCUCAUGUCCAGGAAGUACCGCGCCGCCGCGCACCGCCUCUUCCUGCUCAGACGCAAGCCCCACCCCCGACUCAAUGGUAGCAACAACCGUAGACCAACUGGACCGAGACAGCAGCUGUCCCUCAGAGAAGAAACCACCGUACUCGAUGAGACCGUGAUCGGAGUUUAGGAGGUUUGGCAAGGACAGUUUUCAUGACAUCUAACCUCGUCCCCAGAGUUUGAUUCCACACUUCAGAGCUUGGAAAGAAAUGUCUUGUGCAGGAGAUUCCAUGACAUCCAGGACAGUCACACUACAACGCUAUGGAGCAUCCAGUACAGUCACACUACAACGCUAUGGAGCAUUCAGUACAGUCACACUACAACGCUAAGGAGCAUCCGGUACAGUCACACUACAACGCUAUGGAGCAUCCAGUACAGUCACACUACAACGCUAUGAAGCAUUCGGUACAGUCACACUACAACGUCAUGGAGCAUCCGGUACAGUCACACUACAACGCUAUGGAGCAUCCAGGACAGUCACACUACAACGCUAUGGAGCAUUCAGUACAGCCACACUACAACGCUAUGGAGCUGAGAGUGUUAACUGGGUUUAUAGGGGACAGAGUUGACCUGCUGUCAUCCUGAUUAUGAACAGAGCAGGAGAGAGUGUUUCAGACCGUUCCAUUUGGCUCUGGGAGAGAUAAGAGGGAUUAAGUCAUAUUGAAGAGAGAGGUGUUUUAUGAAAGGGAAUCUGGGCCUUUGUCUCAUAAUUAUUAUUUAUUAUAAUUGGAGGCGUAUGAAAGGGCAGUAGCUUCACAGCCACUGGGUUUGUCUUGACUGUUAUUCCAUGUGAAGUGUUUGUUUAUCGGAAAAUGUAUAUUCAUGUAUAUUUACAUACUGUAGCAAUGGAACGUGAUGACCUGCUGUUGCAACCACUUAUGGUAAGAGAUACUGGAUGGUUCAUUACUUUGACCUAAAUGGACUAAUUCAUGUUUAGUCUCACACCUCAUUAUCCUAUUUAGACAGAGACAAGACAAGACUGCCAGGUUAACUAAACCUCCAUUUUGUCUGUUUAAAUGCUGAGUGAUGUGUUAAGUUUGUUUUAUUUAAUGUCAAGCUGUACUCUAUGUAGAAUACUGUAUGUUCGUCAUUUUGAUGUUGGGUUUCCAGAUGCGAAGGGACCUGUUUGCCUUAGUAUUAGUUAUAUUUAGGUCCAGAUGCGAAGGGACCUGUUUGCCUUAGUAUUAGUUAUAUUUAGGUCCAGAUGCGAAGGGACCUGUUUGCCUUAGUAUUAGUUAUAUUUAGGUCCAGAUGCGAAGGGACCUGAUUGCCUUAGUAUUAGUUAUA
Messenger RNA from Coregonus clupeaformis (lake whitefish), 2251 nucleotides. RefSeq names its product motilin receptor (gene mlnr). The record is from RefSeq and is a predicted model, not a curated record. Gene Ontology annotation, biological process: G protein-coupled receptor signaling pathway. The coding region runs from base 36 to 1094 and encodes 352 amino acids. Gene Ontology annotation, cellular component: plasma membrane. Lineage: Eukaryota; Metazoa; Chordata; Actinopteri; Salmoniformes; Salmonidae. The transcript is spliced from 3 exons. Gene Ontology annotation, molecular function: G protein-coupled peptide receptor activity.